Messenger RNA from Cyphellophora attinorum, 801 nucleotides. Its product is annotated as ER membrane protein complex subunit 3. The transcript is spliced from 2 exons. Bases 1 to 801 code for a protein of 266 amino acids. Gene Ontology annotation, biological process: protein folding in endoplasmic reticulum. Lineage: Eukaryota; Fungi; Ascomycota; Eurotiomycetes; Chaetothyriales; Cyphellophoraceae. The record is from RefSeq and is a predicted model, not a curated record. Gene Ontology annotation, cellular component: EMC complex; membrane.
AUGGGGUCAGCCUCUGAGCAAGUCCUUGUGCGGGAUCCCGCACUAUUUUAUUGGAUCCUCCUACCCAUCACCGUUGUGAUGAUACUGACCGGCAUCCUACGGCACUACGCCUCCACUCUCUUACAGUCGCCGCCCAAGCCAGCAGCCACUCCAGCCGAGUCCCGCGAGCGCCUAGCACUCACCUUAGGACCGAUGCUGCGGGCCAACUGUCCAGCGUUGUCCAAAGCCUCUUUCGAGCACCGCAAAGAGCAUCUUAUCGACAACUACAAGAAAGGAGCGUACUUGAAAGACGGACCAGGAGGCAAAUCCGCAGCACCAAAUCCAAUGUCCGAUCCCGCGGCCAUGGACGGCAUGAUGAACAUGAUGAAGGGCAAUAUGGCAAUGAUGAUUCCGCAGACACUGAUUAUGAGCUGGAUCAACGCUUUCUUCGCAGGCUUCGUCAUCCUUCGCCUGCCAUUCCCGCUCACGAUCCGUUUCAAGAGCAUGCUGCAGUCCGGCGUCAUGACUCGGGAUCUGGACGUGCGGUGGGUUAGUUCCCUAAGCUGGUACUUCCUGUGCCUGUUCGGCUUGCAGGGCGUCUUUGUAUUUCUUCUGGGCAACGAGGGUGCGGCAGGCAUGAUGGCGCAGCAGAUGGCCGGUAUGCAGCCUAUGGGCGGUGCAGCGGCGGGAGGCAAUCCGUUCCAGCCAGGCCAGGAUCCGGACAAGAUGUACAAAGCUGAGGCGGAGAAUUUGGAGGUGGCGGAGUGGUGGGGAGUCUUGGAUGGAGCAGAAGACCGUUUGCUGAGGGCAAACGCUGCUUAA